This is a messenger RNA of Tinamus guttatus (white-throated tinamou), 768 nucleotides long. The record is from RefSeq and is a predicted model, not a curated record. NCBI's taxonomy places the organism in Eukaryota, Metazoa, Chordata, Aves, Tinamiformes, Tinamidae.
GCUUUUUUUCCACCAUCUUUUCCAGUCUGUUUGGAACUCGAGAGAUGAGGAUUCUCAUCCUGGGGCUGGAUGGAGCAGGAAAAACAACCAUUCUGUACAGACUGCAAGUUGGGGAAGUUGUCACUACCAUUCCGACAAUUGGCUUCAAUGUUGAGACAGUGACAUACAAGAAUCUGAAAUUUCAAGUUUGGGACUUGGGAGGACAGACAAGUAUAAGGCCCUAUUGGCGGUGUUACUAUUCAAAUACAGAUGCAGUGAUCUAUGUGGUAGACAGCUGUGAUCGAGACAGAAUUGGCAUUUCCAAAUCAGAACUUGUUGCAAUGUUGGAGGAAGAAGAGCUGAAGAAAGCCAUUCUGGUGGUGUUUGCUAACAAGCAGGACAUGGAGCAGGCCAUGACUCCCACGGAAAUGGCCAACGCGCUGGGCUUGCCGGCGCUGAAGGACCGCAAGUGGCAGAUAUUCAAAACCUCGGCGACGAAAGGCACCGGCCUCGACGAGGCCAUGGAGUGGUUGGUGGAAACCCUGAAGAGCAGGCAGUAACACAACGGUGAUGAGGGCAGUGGAGCUUUGACUAUACCCAGCACCCUUCUUUCUGCAGUCAAGUAUUUUCAGGCCAGAAAUACUUGUAAAUAGAACAGAUUGAAAAUGACUCCUGUGAAGCAUAUGUCUGUCUUCAGUUGUAAAAUGGAACCAAGUGAAUGUCUGUGUACAUUAAGAUACUCCAUUUCUUUCUUUGUGUUUUUAAGUAUGUUCUUGUGUUAAUUUGUAU